This is a messenger RNA of Amaranthus tricolor (Joseph's coat), 858 nucleotides long. RefSeq lists its product as uncharacterized. Gene Ontology annotation, biological process: root development; shoot system development. Lineage: Eukaryota; Viridiplantae; Streptophyta; Magnoliopsida; Caryophyllales; Amaranthaceae. The record is from RefSeq and is a predicted model, not a curated record. Bases 1 to 858 code for a protein of 285 amino acids. The transcript has a single exon.
AUGGCAACUUCAAUAAAUCAUACAAGAUCAAUAAGUUUCCCUCCAAAAUCAUACCCAAUACUUCAAAAGAUUGAACAAGAGCUUGUAAAGCUAAGAAAAGCUGAAGCAUCAUCAAAAUCAUUGAUUGAAACAAUCUGCAUUGGCUUAAAAGGUCUUGCAAGAUUGUACAAAUGUGUUGAUGAUGUUCUUAGUUUGCCUCUUUCCCAACAAUCUCUUUCACUUUCUUUUGGAAAUAAUCAAACCCAUGUUAAAUCCUUAGUUGAAAGAACCUUUAAACUUCUCGAAAUUUCCGGAACAUCAAAGCAGAUUAUGUUCAGAUUACUCGAAUCGAUUCAAGGAUUCGGGGUUUUGAAUAAAGAAACUGAGAUUUCAACCUAUUUUUCAUUGAGAAAAGAGAUAGCAAAAACUGCUAAAAGUCUUGUUUUAGAGUUAAGGCAAUUUGAAGGGAAUUUGGUAUCAAAAAAUGAGUUUAAUGAAGAAUUUGAGGUGAUUAGAGUUCUGAAAUGUGUAAGCAUUAUAAACAUUUCUGUUCUUGAAUCACUUCUAAAAUUCUUGGGAAUGCCAUUAAUGUCUUCCAAGAUGACAUCUAGAAGUUUUGCUCUGUUUUCAAAGUUGAUGGUGAAGAAACAGAGAAAAAGUGGGAUUGUUGAAGAGAAAUUAAAGAAAACAGGGAAUGAAUUGAGUGAUGUAGAUGUUGUUUUACAAGCAUUUGAUGAAGAGAAAGUGGAUUUUAGUGUUGUUAAGAAGAGAUUAGAUGUUUUGGAGAGUUCUUUGAGUGGGAUUGAUUAUGAAUUAAACAACAUUUGUAAGCAAUUAACAAAGACUAAAGCUUCUUUUAUGAAUAUAAUUUCAGUGUAA